GCUUUGAACGGGCCAUGCUCGUGAAGCAGAUGGCUUUGACUGACGAGGACCAGACGGCUUCUAUGGCUGCCACCUUGUUGGCGCUGGGAGGCGCCUACCUGCAGACGGGCUCUCCUGUCAAAGCGGCUCGAUGUUUGCAGACCGUGGUGGCAACCUUGGAGGAGCUGGGUGAUGCUGCCGAUGAGCUUAUGCUGGCUUCGGCCUAUCAGAGCCUUGCUGGAUCAUAUCGCGCUGCCGGCCAGCAUGGACAAGCACUGCAAUGCUACAACCUUUGCCUUGAGCUUCGAGAGGCCAAGCUUGGCGCGGAGCACUCUCAGCUAAUCCCCGUGCUCAACAACCUCGGCGCACAGGCAGUUGUGGGACGUUAG
Symbiodinium sp. CCMP2456 is the source of this 368-nucleotide messenger RNA. The record is from the annotation of a GenBank genome assembly. NCBI's taxonomy places the organism in Eukaryota, Dinophyceae, Suessiales, Symbiodiniaceae.